AUGUCAAAGUUCGUUUCUAUAUUUUUAAUACUUCUCUUCGCAUGUGUUGGUUGCUCCUUAGCUGAUGUUACAAAUAUAGGCAUUCCUCAGAGUCCAGUACAUACCGGAGAUAAAAUUACCAUAAAUUGGUCAUUAUCGGAUUCUUCUUCAAAAUCAUCAGCCGUUCUUAAAAUCACUCAAGUCCCUGAUGGUAAUUAUACUAUUAUCGACAACCAGUUGGAGCUGAGUACACUACAAGAGAAUUGGAUAAUUUCAGUGGCAGCCGGGACUUAUUAUUUUUCAAUAAUUUCUGAUGACGGAGAGGUGCGAUCCGACAACUUUAUUGUUAAUAAAAGUGAACCAACCGCUAGCUAUAAUGAUAGUAUGUAUUUUUACAUUACAAAUGAGAGAUGA
Messenger RNA from Acaulospora morrowiae, 393 nucleotides. The record is from the annotation of a GenBank genome assembly. Lineage: Eukaryota; Fungi; Glomeromycota; Glomeromycetes; Diversisporales; Acaulosporaceae.